This is a messenger RNA of Ctenocephalides felis (cat flea), 2772 nucleotides long. RefSeq lists its product as uncharacterized. The record is from RefSeq and is a predicted model, not a curated record. The coding region runs from base 219 to 2363 and encodes 714 amino acids. Lineage: Eukaryota; Metazoa; Arthropoda; Insecta; Siphonaptera; Pulicidae. The transcript is spliced from 10 exons.
AGAUCAUUCCCAAAAAACUGUAGAUCUACAGUUAAAACUGUAGACAUGGCAACACUGCCAACAUGCAUCCAGUACACAUGAUAUAAAUUAAUAGUCAUAUUAUCGUUUUAGAAAUAUAUGUGGUUCCUGCUUGUUAACGUUUUAUCUCCCAUCCAAACGUUGUUAAGUUUUAAUUAUUUAUAUUUUGUAUGUUGUUUUAAAUAUUUAUAUAUUGAAAUAUGGAAAAUGCCACAAAUAUUUCACCUAGAUCACAGCAACAAGAGUUUUAUGAAUAUUUUGGCGAUGCAAGUCGUGUCACUUGGGAUUUGUAUAAUUUAGAAAAAGAUGUGCGUUCUUUGGAAAGAAAAAUUGGUUUUGCACUUUUUGGGGCUCCAGCAAAAAUGCCUGAUGGAACUGUACAGGACUCCCAAGGAAAGUUGAUUCAUCACACAGGAUAUGAUGACAAACAAGUGGCUAUCAUUGAACAAAUAUCUAAACAAAUUAUUGCUCAAAAUAAAUUUAGUUUUCUCACAAAUGAGCUUCAUAUGGCAGUAUUAUUUGUGCUCUGUGUACACAAUAAAGAUGGUACAGUUCCUAAUAUGCCAGUACGAGAUAAUACAUCAGUAGUGUAUGAGCUUUAUCCUGUGUUUCGUAUUCGCAAGUGUGUCAAAGACUUUACAGAUAAUUCAGCAAAAUCAAAACCAAUUGCUACCAUUGUUGGUGAUGAAUAUGAUAGCCGAGGAAGAUGCUUUAUAUUUGUUGAUCAUGAAGGCCGUGCAUAUAAAUCAUGGAAUGCCUAUUUAGAAAAUAAUCGUUUGCCUAAAGGCAUACUAGUAGUGCCAAUGGAUGGCAUUUAUAAUGCAACAUUAGGAGGUUCUGGCGAGGCACAGGUACUAUUGACUGAGCAUAAAUCACCUGCAUGUUCUGUAUUGAAACGCGUCCAAAAUUGUGCCGAUACCGCUGGUUUAUUGGCCUCGGUGGGCGCCACUUGCGUUGGUGUUGCUGCAGCGAUACCAGCUAUACCAGUGGCAGCCGGCGUUAUGGCCGGAGCAGGCGUAGUCGGCGCGACCUCAGCCGCAUAUUCAGUUAUAAGAAGUUCUUUCAACCUCGCUGAUCGCAGUCACCAUAAACAGAGUUUGCAUAUAAAAGACAAAGAAGCUCGAAAUGAUUGGUUUGGCAUUGCGGGCGGUUCAAUUGGCUUGGCAGCUGGAGGAGCAACAAAGCUAUUGGGAAAUAUUGUUGGCCGAGGAGUUAAUGUUGGUGCACAUGGGAAAAAUUUAAUAAAUGUUUUAAAUGGUGUUUCAAUUGCAAUGAAUGGAGUAAAUGUGGCUCAUGGCAUUUACCAGAUAUUUGAUGUUGUUGUGAAUGAAAAGGAAACUCCUGAUCCAUUGUUGCUUUUCCAAGUAUCUACUUCAAUAUUUUUCUUCACUCACUCUAUAAUAAAUGUAAGGACAGCAGAGACUAUGAUAAAAGAUAAGCAGAAUGAGGUUAUCGAGGAAUACAAAAAUAAUUUAAGGAGCAAUAGGCACAGAAAGAUGUUUACUAAAAUGGAGAAAGAAACAAUACGAUUGGCUGGAAAUGAAGCAUCUGGCAGAAGUGAUAUCAUACGCUUCAUUAAUAAUGUGAAUGAUAAAAAUGACUUUUUCGCUGGGGCUAUAAGAAUAAAUAAAGGGUUGAAUGCAAACAAUGUCAAAAUAUCCUUUUCUCCAGAUGGUUAUGCCAAACUCAACAAUGUAGAGACUAUUGAUCCAAUGCAAUUCUGGGCUACUGAUAGAACCAACCAAGCUUCAACAUUUUCAAGAUUACCACCUCCUCCAUCUAGCACUGUACAAACGGUGCAGUUAAGGAGCACUCAAGCUAAUGUUCAAAAUAUAAUAAAAUUAGCAAUAACAAAUAAAACAAUUAUAAUGGAAAUGCUGCAUCUUGUGCAGCAUGCUCAAGAUGGUGGUCGAAAUGCCGUAAUUGAAAGAAUCAGUUUUUACCUUUGUUCAUUCGUACCAUAUGUUCAAGAGAUGUUUAUGAAAUUCUUAUUCACUUUUAUAGAAAAGGCAGAAUUAAUUUUACAUGAUCAAUUGGGUAGAGUUUUACAAGGUGGCAGUGUUAAUCAGUUUGAAUUUCUGUUUAACUUUUUGUAUGCAUUCUUGAGCGAACAAACUUACCUACUUUUGAAAGAUCGAAGUUUAAGCAAUAACAGUUUUUUUACGGAAAUGCAAAAUAUCAUCAAAAAGUUGUGUGGUAGUAAUAAGGAGAGAUAUUUAAAUCAGAUUAUGAGCGAUCUUAUCAAUGAGCUUGAAGAAAUUUUGAAUAAAAGGCAGCAAUGCUCAAUAACAAGAAACCGUAUUGAUUGCAAGAUCUGCAAUGGCUAUCAUUAUGAACCAAAAUAAAUGUUAUCAGAUUUUAAUUAGUCUAUGACUAGUAACUCUAAUUGACUCUCAUAGCAUGCAGAUCAUUAAGUAAUCAAUAUUUAAAUAUUUUAUCCAAACUAGUAAAAACAAUUCCAAUUAGCUAAUGAGCACUUACAUUUCACGUAAACAUAUUAUGUAAGCAAUGGAACCACUUAAAUCACGUAACAUGGGUGUGAUGCCUAAUAUUCAUGUGCCUUAUUUUUUAUUUGAUUUAUUUUAAAUGGAACUUAAAAUUGUUGAUCAAUUUUCUAUUUAAAUUCAUUUUUUAACAAUAACGCUUUUAUAAAUAUUUAUUAUAGGUUUGAAUAAAGUGAUUGAACAUUACAUAUCAAAGUCAUAUAGGCUUUUUUAAUGCUUAACAAAAUUUUAUAUUGUAGAAAUAUUUUAC